This is a messenger RNA of Diaporthe amygdali, 852 nucleotides long. Its product is annotated as rna binding domain-containing protein. Gene Ontology annotation, cellular component: nucleus. Gene Ontology annotation, biological process: mRNA export from nucleus. Gene Ontology annotation, molecular function: mRNA binding. Bases 1 to 852 code for a protein of 283 amino acids. The transcript is spliced from 4 exons. Lineage: Eukaryota; Fungi; Ascomycota; Sordariomycetes; Diaporthales; Diaporthaceae. The record is from RefSeq and is a predicted model, not a curated record.
AUGCUCCCAGAAAUCUCGACUCCGAAUGGGUCCACGAUAGAUUUGAAGACAAUGGUAUUGAUCUUGCGCACAGCUGUUCUCGACCCUAAGCACCAAGCUGACGGCCUCGCAGGACGCAGGCCACGCCAAUCACGACGGGGUCCAGACCGAGACGAGACCGAGGACCUGUCUGAAUUGAAUGGAACAAAGAUCCGCGUCGAGAAUGUCCACUACGAACUCAGCCGGGAGGAUUUGGUGGGGCUCUUCAAUCAAAUUGGACCAGUUCAAAAGCUCGACGUCGGCUACGACCGUGCUGGCCGUUCGACGGGCAUAGCGUACGUUACUUACGAUUCAUACCAAGAUGCUAGGGAGGCUAUCCGGGAGUUUGACGGUGCCAAUGCCCACGGGCAACCGAUCCGCCUCUCGAUUGUUCCUCCUCGCCGACAGCGCAACCCCUUCGACACCGCCGUUAUGCCAGGCCGGCCACUUGCCGAGCGCGUCACCGUCCCGCCCGGGCGAAACCGCUCACUCUCGCCAGAUAGAGAUCUGGAAGAUGAGGCUGCCCGCAAAGGCAUCGACCGUUACGUACCCGGUGGACGGAACAACCGCUCUCGCAGUCCCAUGCGGGGUAGGAGACGCGAGGGCGGGCGCCGUCCCGGCGCGCGACGUGGAGGCGGUGGUGGAGGCGGUGCAAGAGAUGGUGGAGAGCGUGCAGGCAGAGAUGGACGCCCUAAGAAGACCCAAGAGGAGCUGGAUGCUGAGAUGGAGGAUUACUUCGGUGGUGGAGGUGGGGAGGCCCAGCCAGCGAGCAAUGGCAACGGCCAAGCUGCUGCGGCCCAGGCCACAGAAGACGAUAUCGACAUGAUCGAGUGA